This is a messenger RNA of Fusarium graminearum PH-1, 2226 nucleotides long. RefSeq lists its product as uncharacterized. The coding region runs from base 1 to 2226 and encodes 741 amino acids. The transcript is spliced from 5 exons. The record is from RefSeq and is a predicted model, not a curated record. NCBI's taxonomy places the organism in Eukaryota, Fungi, Ascomycota, Sordariomycetes, Hypocreales, Nectriaceae.
AUGUCCACCAAGCUUUGCUCGCCUUGUCGGCAGGCAUUUACCAAUCCAAAAGCGCCUAAAACUUUACCAAUUGACAUUUGUUAUUAUCCGUUUCACGAGGGACCAUGGAAAGUCUUCCAAGAGCAGUCGGAUAUAUCACAUAAUGACACCGAGGCUGUCGCUGCAUGUGACUUUUGUGCAUUCGCAGUCGCCUAUGCUGCUUCAGACAAAGCCCUUGGAGAAUACUCAAUCGGCUCCUUUGCUGACUUUGAUACAACGUUGCCUCUUCACAAACAGGGCGAGCCUAUGUUGGCUUUCUGGGAGCGCAUCUCGUACCGAUUUGAAGACUUGUUCUCCAAAGGUCUUGGGCUCCGAAGACAGCUAGUUGAUAGCCUCAGCCAAAUUGAUAUGCGGUUCUUCCAAGCUGAAGAUCCUCGCAUGCAAUGUCACAAACCGAUCGACAAAUCGUCAAAAAGCACAUCCAGCGAGUUCAGUUUCAACUGUUUGUCAGCUUGGAUCCAAAAUUGUUCAGAGAAUCAUAUGUCAUGCCAAAAACUACACACGCGAAACAUUCCGCUAAAGAAUUGGCUCCCAGCUCGGCUUGUCAAGAUUAUCCUGAACGCCCAGAGCACACCAGAGACUGUACGAAUCAUAGAAACUGACAAAGUUGAUUUCGAGUCUUCCCACAUUCAGUAUGCUACUUUGAGCUACUGCUGGGGCAAGAAGCCCCUCACAAAGCUUCUCAGAUCUAAUUUCGAUACCAUGACAACUAGUGGAAUGUCAGUUCACGACCUUCCCUUGACAUUUCGCGAUGCCGUCACUGCCACAAAUUGCCUUGGUCUAGAGUAUAUCUGGAUAGACGCUCUCUGUAUUAUUCAACAAGAUUUAGAAGACUGGGUAUCACAGUCAACUACAAUGGCAAAAGUCUACACAUAUUCCACAAUCACUCUCGCAGCGGCAGCCUCGUCAAACUCACAUGGAGGGCUAUUUCGAGACCGAGACCCUACAGGUAUAAACGGUACUCGAGUAAACAUCGCAUGGCCUUCUGUUGAACUCGAUGGGGAGUUUUUAAUCGUGCCUACCGAUCCAUGGCUUAAGGCUGUCGCUAAAUCACCUCUCUUGAAACGCGCUUGGGUUUUCCAGGAACGUCUUUUAUCACAUGGAACUGUCUACUUUGCCCACGAUAUGCUAUACUGGGAAUGUGGUGAGCUCUAUGCAUCAGAACUCUAUCCCGAAGGGGGGCCGUGGGAUUUACAGUACAGAUAUAAAGAGAUCAAUGCUUCUAAUAGGCUGCCCCCGGGUGUGCAGGCUGCAGGAGAUUAUCGGUUCAAACACAUUUACACUGAUAUUCUUACGAAGAAAUUGGGCCAGUACAGACCUGCAACAGAUCAAGAGAUGUUUCUCUACGUCUGGGCUUCUGUUGUGGCACAAUACAGCGCUGGAAAACUCACAAAUGAAACCGACAGACUUAUCGCUAUUGACGGUGUAGCAGAGCAGAUGACGUGUAUCGUUCCAAGAAAACAUUAUCUUAAUGGUGUUUGGGGCCAAGAAAGCCUUCUGCAUUUGUUACUUUGGCAAAUAAGUUGGCCUGAAGAUACACCACCAAGCAUUAAAGUCGCACCGAGCUGGUCUUGGGCCUCUGUCAACGCACCAGUGGAGUUUUUCUUUUUAUUUCGCGCCCAGACCGAACCUAAGUUAGUUGCGCAAGUUGUCAAUACUGUCAUACCGGAGGAGGCGAAGUCGAACACUCUGACAAACCCCCCCUUCACUUCCUUGGUCCUACGUGGUCCUUUGACAGAGGUACGAUUUCGACAGGCUUCACGCAAUUUUCUAGGGCCAUUGCACUGGUGGUGGUGGCGCCAGGGUUCAAUGUCGCAACGAUGGACCACCAUCAAGCCGAUCAACUUCAAACCAAUGCUUGUCUUUAUGAGAAAGGGUCUGAAAGCAGACCACCCGUGUAUCAUUUUGUUGGAUAGGGAACUGCCAAAGAACACGCGAGUAUUCGCUCUGAAGAUUGCAGAAGCAGAUGUUAAAUCGGAUGGGGUGGUCACGAUGAAGGACGAGGACGAGGAACAUUUAUCAGGGUUGGAAUUUUUGAGAUUGGAGACCAGAUUGAGGGAAGGAAUAUGGAGCGACUUGGGGAUAGACGAAGGAUUCUACAGGAGCAAAGAUCAAGAUGACUUUGAAGGGAUGAACGGGUGCGAUCUUCGAGAUCGUAACACGGCACUGUCGCUGGCUGGUCUCUAG